AGUGAUUUUCGGAAGAAGGUCCCCAAAAGCCCCACCACUGCGACACCAAUACCUUCCGCUUCAUCACAAAUGCUUGUGCAAAAAAAAGGCUUUCCUUUGAAACCAAACGCCGACCUAAAAAAAAAUCCGACUUUUGCCUGGCGCAAAGUCAUAUUAAAUUCCUUACCGAAGACGAACGCUUGUAAUAGUUAGUCUAUUCUGACUAUUUAUAUCCCUUUGUCAUUCUAUCGUCGUUACUCAUUCUUUCUGCGACUAGCGAUCGGCUGCGACUGCCCCUCCUCUCUCCGUUCGCCUAUUCCGUAAUAUCCUCACCACUCACGCUCACCUUCCCAACUGCUAUCCCACGAAAGGGGAAAUUGCGCACAGCCUAAGGUCGCCUGACUUAAGGUUUGUUGUUAUUCUUUCCUCAGAGACCGAGCUUCUACUCUCCUACCUGGAAUAUUACAAUAUAAAUUACAAAUUGCAAAUCCAUCAACCGUACACAUCCUAAAUCCGAAACUUAACCCUCUUUCUACGCCGAAUUUGUUUCUUCGGUACUCUUCUCGCCAUUCAAAAUGUCGGAACAGGUCGAUCUCACCACCAUCCCCAUCUCCCCUGAAGGCGAGAGUCCAAGGGCAGAAGAGCCUGAUAGCGGCAAGUUGGUCACUGUCUUCCAUGACAAGGACAACUUCAACGUCAAGCACCCUCUUCAGAACAAAUGGACAUUGUGGUUUACUAAACCCUCGAGCGGCAAGGGAGAUAACUGGAAUGACCUGCUCAAGGAGGUCAUUACAUUCAAUUCGGUCGAGGAGUUCUGGGGUAUCUACAAUAAUAUCGCACCGGUUUCCGAAUUGGCCCUGAAAUCCGACUACCACUUAUUCAAAGAAGGCGUGCGACCGGAGUGGGAAGACCCUCAGAACAAGCACGGCGGCAAAUGGUCGUAUCAGUUUAAGGAUAAGCGUAACGUCGACAUUAAUGACCUAUGGCUGCAUACGAUGCUGGCUGCAAUCGGAGAGACCCUCGAGGAAGAGGACGAUGGUGAGGUCAUGGGUGUUGUCGUCAACGUUCGUAAGGCUUUCUACCGUAUUGGUGUUUGGACUCGAACCAUCGGCAAGAGCAUUCCGGGCCGUGGCGAUGGCGAUGUAUCUGGCGGUAAGGGUCGAUCUGUCGAAAAGGGUCAGAAGAUUCUGCUGGCCAUUGGCAAGAAGUUCAAGGAGAUCCUAAAGCUACCCGCUAACGAGAUUGUCGAAUUUUCUGGUCACACCGAUUCAGCUCACAGUGGUAGUACUCGAGCUAAGGCCAAAUUCACCGUCUAAACUGUUAUAUGCCAUCUUGACAGAUAUUCCAAUACUGGAUGCUGUUGAAAUGAUCUGCAAUUUUGAUAUCGGGAGUCGAUAACGCCUUGAUAGAAGUGAUACUAGAGGAAGGGGUCGAGUGCGUCCGCCGGUCAUCUGGUACUAGCUACUGGUACGGGGUGAGUUAUGGUUAGUGAAUUAAAGGAGGGUUAGAUUGCCGGCGGCGGCAGUCUAUCAUUCAUCGAUACUAUGCAGCAUGCUCUUCGGCUGACUGGUACUGGGUGGCAAGCGAUGAAGGAAUGGAGUAAAGGUUGCUCAUGACCCGUCAUGUUUUUCUAUCCAUGUAGCGCGAUUGGCAUUCUCUUUCCCGCAGAUAGAAUGCAAUAUCACACGAAUGAAUUAAGAACAGCAACCGUUGUAAUAGCGAAGCAUACAAUUUGACGUCAAACUGCCUGGCUGACUGGCUGACAUUCACAACUGAUCUAGCAAGAUAUAUU
Daldinia decipiens is the source of this 1771-nucleotide messenger RNA. RefSeq names its product eukaryotic translation initiation factor 4E. Gene Ontology annotation, molecular function: RNA 7-methylguanosine cap binding; translation initiation factor activity. The transcript is spliced from 3 exons. NCBI's taxonomy places the organism in Eukaryota, Fungi, Ascomycota, Sordariomycetes, Xylariales, Hypoxylaceae. Gene Ontology annotation, biological process: translational initiation. The coding region runs from base 555 to 1295 and encodes 246 amino acids. Gene Ontology annotation, cellular component: cytoplasm; eukaryotic translation initiation factor 4F complex. The record is from RefSeq and is a predicted model, not a curated record.